Molecule: messenger RNA, 1845 nt
Organism: Tetrahymena thermophila SB210
Lineage: Eukaryota; Ciliophora; Oligohymenophorea; Hymenostomatida; Tetrahymenidae
Product: MFS transporter
Exons: 3
Biological process (GO): transmembrane transport
Molecular function (GO): transmembrane transporter activity
Source: RefSeq, a predicted model, not a curated record
AUGAGUGGUCUUAUUUAUGCCUUGUAUGCAGGCCAAUUUAUUUUGAAUGCAGCGAAUUCAUCUAUAGCUCCUUUUUUCCCUUAAAAAGCUAAGACUUUUGGGAUAGAUGAAACUAUGAUUGGUCUCAUAUUUAGUGUUCACCCUGUAGGUAAUUUCAUAUGCUCUCUCAUAAUUGGAAAGCAACUUUCAAAAGGUGAAAAUAGAAAACCUGCUACAUUAUUAGGAAUUCUUCUUACUGGCAUAGGCAUUUUAGGAUUCGCUACGGUUUAAUACAUUACUAGAAAAUGGGUUUUCAUUACUGUUACUUUAUUAUCAAGAAUUAUUUUGGGAGUGGGUUAAUCAUUAUUUAGUACACCUGCCUAUGCUUAUAUUCCUUUACUAUAUAAAUCAACAUUUGAAGAGAAGUGCGGUUGGAUGGAAAGUGUUUGCGGUUUUGGUUUAAUGGUUGGCCCUCUACUAGGCAGUGUUUUAAUUUAAUUGUGGGGUUAUGUAACUCCAUUUAUAUUCUUUGCUGCAGUUUCAAUCUUGCUGAUACCAGUUUUACACCACUACAUUCCAGCUAGAAUAGAUUUUAAUCAGGAAGGUAAUGAGCUAAAGGUUUCUUUAUCUUCUUAAGAAUAAGAUUAAGAUGAACAAACCUAGGAAGAACCAGAAGAAUUUGAAAUCAAUUAUCUAGAAAUUUUUAAAGAUAAAGAUAUUAUUUUAAACUAUAUUGCAAUAUUUUUGCCCUCUUGCGGUCUACUUUUCCUUGACCCCACUAUGGGUAUAUAUUUUGAAGAAACCUAUGGGUUGGAUGAUCUAUAUGUUGGUUUAGUCUUUUCUGUUGGAACAGUUGUUUAUUUGCUAGCAUCUCCAAUAGGAACAAAGAUGCUUUAAUAUACUAAAAAUUAUGAAUUUUUACUUUUUCUUGGUUCAAUUUUGACAGGUAUCAGUUUCUUUUUUUUGGGUCCUGACGAAUAUACAUUUUUACCCUAAAAAUUGUAUAUAACUUGUAUUGCAAAUGGAUUUAUAGGAUUAGCAAGUAUAUUAAUUUACAUACCUGCUCUUCCUCAAUUAUAUAAAAUACUCUUAAGAAUGUAUCCUGAAGAAAACGAAGAAAUUAUAGGUGAUAUCUCUAGUGCUCUAUAUAAUACUAGUUAUGCUGUCGGAGAGUUUAUUGGUCCUCUCCUAGGAGGUUUACUUGCUUAAUCUUUUUCAUUCUCUAGAGGAGCUAGCUUGUUUGGAUUAGCUAUAGUUGGAUUUAGUUUAAUUUAUAUGGUUUUUGGAGGAGUCUUUUGGAAAAAGCGUAAAAUAGAGGGCAUAGUUAUGUCAAAAAUGGAAGAAUUUCCUAUUGGUUUAAGUCCUGCUAUGAAAAAAGUUAAUUCAAACAAAAUAAGGACUCGUUAACCUAAUAUUCCUGGUCUAAUUAGUACCAGUUCUCCUAUGAGUAAUUCUCUAAGACCUAAAUUCUAUACUCCAACCCUUAAAAGCGAUAGACUCGAAAAUAGAGUCCAUUUUGUAUUUUAAAAGAGCGUAUUGAAAAAGAAGAAAAAAGUGAGAAAAUUUGGCAUUAACAAUACUAAUAAUAGUAGUAGUUAAAAUAAAACAUCUUAAAAUAUGAUCUCAGAAAAAUAAUCUUCUGAAUUUUCUGAUGCUGUUAAUAGAAUAGUCGAAGAAUAAUAUAAAUAAGUUGAAGAUUUCUAGUUCUGUGCUUAUAGUGAUAUGGAUGGAUCUGAUGGAAAAGAAGCAAAAAAAGCAGAUGCAGAGCACAGGUCAUUACAUUUAUUUAGAAAAACAAAUUCCUAAUAAUCAAAAUCUUUAAAAUCAUAAUCUUAAGAGUCUAUCACAUAAGAAUCAAUUGUUUGA